Messenger RNA from Prorocentrum cordatum, 599 nucleotides. NCBI's taxonomy places the organism in Eukaryota, Dinophyceae, Prorocentrales, Prorocentraceae. The record is from the annotation of a GenBank genome assembly.
GGUAUCUUUGAGGACAGCGAAGAACAUUGCGCCCUGUGCUGCGUGGCCUCUGCCAGCGCUCCCCGCGGCUGCCUGGCUCAAGGAGAGUUCCCGUCCUGGUCGCGACCAGCUUUUUGUCUGGGCGCACACCGCUACGUCAUCAGCAGAGGUCGGUCGCCGCGAUGUCUGGGAGCAUGGGCAUCCAGGUGUAUUACGCCGCCGACACCAAGUCGCUCAUGCCGACGGUGACGGCCGCGGACGUCGCCACCGCGACGCCGAUGACGCCGGAGCAGAUCGCGGAUAUCUUCCCCCACGGGCUGCCGGACGGCUUCUACCCCAUGAUCUGCGGCACGUCGUACACGGCGCCGGCGGCGGCGCCGCUGGCUGAGAUGAAGGAGGCUGCUCAGGCCGUCUUGCCGGUGGAGGGGAAGAAGGAGAAGAAGGAGAAGAAGAAGUCGUCGAAGAAGGUCAAGACCAGCAAGAAGAAGAGCAAGGGCUGCUGCUGAGUGCCCGUAAUUUUUCCAUGGCAAGGAGGGGUAUGAGUAGAUCGGCGAGUUGAACUUGUGAAUUCGAUGCUAGCUGAACGUCGCCAGUUGCGAGAUGCGUAUCGCGGAGGAGGC